AUGUCUCGAAAUUAUAUACGAGAUUAUUAUCAAGAUCCAAAUUCUUCAAAGUGGACAAACAAAAACUAUCCUCAAGCAGCAAUUUUUCCAGUUCAAUGUGUUCAUCAUUCAUCAGACCAAUCUCAUCAUAAUGGUAGACUUAAUAGUGAUUAUCUAAUAUGUUUAGAUAAAGACAGUUAUGAUGUUUCUCUAAAAAUCAGCCAUUCUGAUUGUUUUUCUCUAAUUGCUACAUCUAUUGAUCAACAACAGAAUCAAAUUGAAAGAUUUCUUCAUUCUACUCACACACAUAAUAUUGCUCAACUAAUACAACAUUUAAAACUUAAUAAAAAUAAUACUAAUUAUAUACAUCUUGUUUGCGAUUCAGUUCCAUAUAAUUAUAUUUGCCAAUAUUUACAAUUUGCUCAUCAACAUACAUAUGAUGUAUUACGUAGUUGA
This is a messenger RNA of Rotaria sordida, 435 nucleotides long. The record is from the annotation of a GenBank genome assembly. Lineage: Eukaryota; Metazoa; Rotifera; Eurotatoria; Philodinida; Philodinidae.